This is a messenger RNA of Eimeria tenella, 5070 nucleotides long. Its product is annotated as DNA polymerase epsilon catalytic subunit a, related. Gene Ontology annotation, cellular component: nucleus; epsilon DNA polymerase complex. The record is from RefSeq and is a predicted model, not a curated record. The coding region runs from base 1 to 5070 and encodes 1689 amino acids. The transcript has 19 exons. Gene Ontology annotation, molecular function: DNA-directed DNA polymerase activity; zinc ion binding; single-stranded DNA 3'-5' DNA exonuclease activity. NCBI's taxonomy places the organism in Eukaryota, Apicomplexa, Conoidasida, Eucoccidiorida, Eimeriidae. Gene Ontology annotation, biological process: nucleotide-excision repair, DNA gap filling; mitotic cell cycle; base-excision repair, gap-filling.
AUGGUGGUUGUGGUGGUUAUGGUGGUGGUGGUUGUGAUGGAGAUGGUGCUCCAAAUUGGAGCAAUUGUCACAAAGAUGGGAGCUGAUAUCAUUCAAACUGCAGAAUGGGAGCUGAUAUCAUUCAAACUGCAAAGUGAGCUGCUGCUGCUGCUGCUGCUGCUGCUGCUGCUGAUUACGGUGAUUAUGGUGGUUGUGGUGGUUAUGGUGGUGGUGGUUGUGAUGGAGAUGAGUGAGCUGCUGCUGCUGCUGCUGCUGCUGCUGCUGCUGCUGCUGAUUACGGUGAUUAUGGUGGUUGUGGUGGUUAUGGUGGUGGUGGUUGUGAUGGAGAUGGUGCUCCAAAUUGGAGCAAUUGUCACAAAUAUGGGAGCUGAUAUCAUUCAAACUGCGAAGGAGUUAAUUGACGGAAUUGGAGUUUCUUUGGAGUUGGACACAGAUGGCAUUUGGUGUUUAUUGCCAGAAGGAUUUCCCUUCGUCUACGAGCUGGAAAUAAUGCCAGACCCCAGCAGCAGCAGCAGCAGCAGCAGCAGCAGCGGGAGCAGCAGCAGCAGCAGCAGGGGCGUGCGGAAGCUGCGUUUUGAGUUUCCGACGUGGCUGUUGAACUUUGCGGUGUACAGACGCUUCCGGAAUGAAAUGUUUCUUUCUUUUUGUCCAGAAAGAAAAUCAUUUUUAAAAGAAAUUAAAAAUGAAAUUCUUUUCGAACUCGACGGGCCUUGGAAGGGAAUGUUUCUUCCCGCCAGCGAAAAGUCCGACUCUCUCUUGAAAAAAAGGUACGUGGUGUACGGGUCUGGGGGCGCGAUAAAAGAGCUGAAAGGGUUUGAGAUGAAGCGAAGGGGAGAAAUGGAAAUAGUGCAGCAGCUGCAGCAGCAGCUGUUUCCUUGCUUCAUGAGUGGCAGCAGCAAAGCGGAAGCUUACGCUGCUGCUGCUGCAGUGGGGCGGCGGUACCUGCUGCUGCUGCAGCAGCAGGGGCUGGGGGUGGCCUCGCAGCAGCAGCUGCUGCAGCUGCUGCUGCUGCGCAAAGUCCUCGGCAAAAGCGUUGCUGCUCUCGGCAGCAGCAAAUCCAUGGCAGCAACUGCAGCAACUCGACUUUGUGAGCUGCUGAGAGACAAGUCUUAUCUUUCUGUGUCUCCUUUAGCAGCAAACUUCAUUGUUGCUGCUUACCCGCGGGGCGCUGAGGUGACCUCGCGGGCGCUGCCGCUGCUGCUGCUGCAGGCGCCGCUGCAGCAGCAGCAGAUGCUGCUGCAGCGCUGGCUCCAGCUCUCCCCCGCAGACGCUGCUGCUGCAGCAGCAAACGUCCGACUUGUCGUGGAUUGGGAAUAUUAUAAAAGCAGAAUUAAUGUUCAAUUGCAAAAACUUAUUUGCAUUCCUGCAAUGCGACAGGGUUUAGAAAACCCAAUUGCUGCAGUGCCGGUUCCCCGCUGGCUGCAGCAGCAGCAGCAAAGCAGCGACAGGCGCCAAACCAAAAUCGACGCCUUCUUUGCUGCUGCAGCAGCCAGCAGCAAGCAGCGCGACCUGCAGCAGCAGCAGCAGCAGCAGAGGGUGGGCGCCGCAGCAGCAGACGCGCCCGAAGCGGCAGAGGAGAAGCAGAAGCGGCGGCAGCAGCAACAGCAAAUGCUGCAGCAGCAGCAGCAGCAGCAGCACAUGCAGCAGCAGCAAAGGCAGCAGCAGCAACGCAAAACGGAAAUGGAAUUGUUCAAAACAAAUUUCAGCGAGUGGAUCACAGCCCAGAGAACGAAAUGGCUCAAAAUCCGAGAGGACCCGGGGUCGUUUAUUCUUCGGGUGACUUCUCCAACUUCUUCAAAUUUCUUUUUCCUUCCUUUUCAAAUUUACAGAAUUCUUUUCGUCAACAGCACAACUCCAGUUACAUCCCAAACCACCGGCAGCAGCAACAGCAGCAGCAGCAACAGCAGCAGCAGCAGCAGCAGCAGCAGCAGCGAUCUUCGGCUAAAGGCCCUGACGGGGCGCUAUUUGCUGCCUCGGGGGUUGAAGCAGCUUCAUUUGUGCGAAUUGGCAAUUAAAGAAAAAGUUUUCAAAAAAGAAAAAGCUGCAAUUUAUGCUUCUUUUCAUCAAAAAGCUGCAGGCAUCUUCGAGGGAAACUUGCCGCUGGACUUCGCGUUCAUUUCGAGAGUGGGAAAUACCAUGGAGGCCCAUACGUCAGAACUUAGCAACUUGAUUGACGCAUCGGGGGCUUUGAGUUCCCUGGGAUUUUCGCGAGCCUCCAGCUCUUCCUUCUCAAGACCCCUAAACCCUAAUUUAGGGUUUUACAUGAAGGACGUGAAGCCGUUGAUUGUGCACAUAAUUCACGGGGAGCGUUCGCGGCCAACGCAAUACCCUAAACCCUCAGCAGCAGCAGCAGCAGCAGCAGCAGCAGCAGCAGCAAAUGCGCGCGAAGCCUGCGACCGAAUAUUCUGCGCUGUUUAUGAACCAACACUAACAGCAGCACCAGCAAAUAAAAUAAAUUUAAAUUCCAAUUCAAAAAAAGAAGGACUUGGACUUGCUGCUGGUUCUGCUGCUUUCUUCUUUGGGGGUUUGCUGGCCCAGGAGGUGCGGCCGCAGCAGCUGCAGCAGCAGCUGCUGCAGCAGCAGCGGCAGCAGCUGCAGCAGCAGCAGGAGGAGGAGGAAGAGGAGACGGAUGAAGAGACAGAAGAAAUAAAUGCGAAAGCUAAAAGAAAUAUGACAUGGCCAGAAGCAGAUGAAGACAAAUUAAAUAAAUUUCAAAGUUUAUAUUCCUUGAGUGAUCCCGUUUGCUGCUCCUACACCAGCAGCAGCAGCAGCAGCAGCAGCAGCAACGCAGCAACAGCUGCAGCAGCAGCAAAAGCUCAAAAGAAGGACGUCUCCCAGACCCUCAAGGCGCUCGAGGAAUACCUCUACCAGAAGCAGCAGCAGCAGCAGCAGCAGCAGCAAGGGUUUAGGAAAUACGUUUUGCUGCUGCUCUCCACCCUCCCGCAGGACCAGCUGGGCAGCUGGGCGCAGCCAGUAGCAGCAGCAGCAGCACAGCAGCAGCAGCAGCAGCAGCAGCAAACAAGAACCUACUAUGACGCCCAUACAUUUUCCAUACCCAUUAUUACAUUUGAAGAAAUUCCUGCAAAGCUCUACACACUCACUCGAGCUAACUUCGCCCAGGCGGCCUUCCGCGAGUCCCAGCGUUUGCUGCUGCAGCAGCACGAACUCUACGAAGCAUCUUUGUGGCUUUCUCGCCUCAUGAAAUAUCCCCUAGGACUCUGCGGGAACAGCGGGGCGUGCUGUGGAGCAGCAGCAGCAGCAGCAGCAGCAGCAGCAGGUGGGAAGUGGGUGCUGUGCUGCGCAGCAAAGAGACAGAUAUUGGGGGCCCCUAUUUGUCUCCUUCUCGAUACGCCAGCAGCAAGAGGGCAGCCAGCAGCUGAGUUGGCGCUCGAGGGCUUCCAUUCGCCCACGCAGUUCUCGCCGGCAGCGUUCAGGGUAUUAGGGUUUGCGCUGCAGCGCCUGUUUGCUUCUUUGUAUUUGCUGGAGCAGCAGCAAAUAAACAAUUUUGAAAUUAAAGUAAACCAUUUAAUUAUUUCUUCUUUUUACCCCUGGAUUUGCGACAGAAAGGCAACUCUUUUCGACGCAGCCCUCAAGACAAAAGUGCAGCGGCACGCGGACACUUAUUUGUCUUUGCUGCUGAACGAGUUUUCGAAAAGUUUUUCCUUUAAAAUAAUAGCAGCAGAUUUGCGGGUAAUUUUGACUUCGACGGGUUUGGCAGUUGCUGCUGCAGCGCAGCAGCAGCUGCAGCAGCUGCUGCAGCAGCUGCAGCAGCAGCCGCUCUUCGAGGCCCUUGUCAUUUCCCCAGUGGAUUCUUUCGUAGCUGUGCUGCAGCUAGACGAAAGAGACUGGGUGGGGUAUAGAGAAUUUGUCCCCCUCAGCCGCAGCCGCAGCAGCAGCAGCAGCAGCAGCAGCAGCAGCAGCAGCAGCAAUUUGGAACUUGAGGCCGAGGGAGUUGCAGGUUGUCUCUCUUCUCUCCGCUGCCUCCCGCUGCCCCUGGCAAACUUUUUAAAGUUUGUAAUUGACAGAGCCACGCAGCUGCCGCUGCUGCAGCUGCUGCACCAGAUAAAUGCUUACGAAGAUGACUUCUGCCCCAGCAGCAGCAGCAACAGCAGCAGCAGCAGCAGCAGCAGCAGCAGCGGCGGCCGCGCCGGCAGCAGGGUUUGGACGCGGGAGGAAACUGCUGCGAAGCUGUCCGAGCUGGCGGCGCAGCUGUGGUUUGCUGCUGCUGCUGACGGCGAUGAACCAGCAGCAGCAGCAGCAGCAGCAGCAGCAAACCAUGAUAAGGAAAAUGCCUUCUUCCGGUCGAACUCCAAAAACACCAAAGACAAAUCCUUCUUUGGAAAGAUCAAACGUGUCAUCAGCGACCCUCUAGAGCUCAUCCGCAGGUACGGGUCACCUGCGGAUGUUCGGGAUAGCAAAGAGCUUUCCUUCAAAUCUUUGGAGUUUCCAGCCUGCCUAGGCUCCCGCUGCUCCUCGGGCUCUUGGAGGCACUUGGCGGUUUCUUUCAUUUGCCGAUUAAUGCAAAUCGACAAAGACAUUGACUACAAGCAGCAAAGCUGGGCAGAGGCUCUCGCGGAGCGUAGCCACAGUUUGCAGAGUUUGGCUGGGGAUUCGGAGUUGCUGGCCUCUGCGUGGAAACCCCCUCUUAGGGUUUUGCAAUUAAAAGAAAUAAAUUGUUUUUUUUGCAAAUCCAUUUCAAACCUCGAAGUCCUUUCUGCCCUCGAAGAAGUCCACGCACUCACCACCGACGGCGCGCAAGUCGUCGUCAAGAUCUGCAAAUGCCCAGCUUGCGGCAACCCUUUGGCAGAUGAAGUUCUCGAGGCACACCUUCUGCGCGCCCUUCAGGAAAUGCACUAUGCCUUCUUAGCGCAAGACCUCUACUGCGUUGGCUGCCAGGCGGUUUGCGUGACUCACCUUCGAGACAAGUGCAAGUGCGGAAAACCCUUUAGGGCUCGUCUGGAUCCGAAGAUUUGGGAGGACUUCGUGCAAACCACGCAGGAGGUCGCAGUGGAAAUGGGAUUUGAAACGCUGCAGUCCUGCUUAGUCCAGAUCCAGGAGGCUUGGUGCUAG